Mizuhopecten yessoensis (Yesso scallop) is the source of this 2384-nucleotide messenger RNA. Its product is annotated as aldose reductase-related protein 2-like. Gene Ontology annotation, cellular component: cytosol. Gene Ontology annotation, molecular function: aldose reductase (NADPH) activity. The transcript is spliced from 10 exons. The coding region runs from base 53 to 1057 and encodes 334 amino acids. Lineage: Eukaryota; Metazoa; Mollusca; Bivalvia; Pectinida; Pectinidae. The record is from RefSeq and is a predicted model, not a curated record.
CAUUGGGAAUAGGUAGCCAAUAACUAUUAGCUGUAAUUCGUAGUCGGUCAACAUGGCUGCCACCAAACAUAAAGUUCCCAAAAUGCGGUUUCUAAAUGGUCAAGACUUCUGUCACUUUGUUGGACUUGGAACUGUUCAGAACCCGGAUGAAGUAGGACCUGCCUUAAGAGAAGCCAUAGAUCUGGGGUACCGUCACAUUGACUGUGCAGCUCUGUUCAAAAAUGAAAAAGAAAUCGGGGAGAUUCUUAAAGAGAAAACAACACUUGGAACAGGAACAAUUGAUCGAGAUGACUUCUUUAUUACAUCCAAGAUUUGGGGAACAGAUCUUAGACCAGAGAAAAGUCUCGAAUCCCUCAAGAAAACACUGGGAGACCUGGGACUGGAAUACUUAGAUCUCCUGCUUAUUCAGGUUCCUUUCGGGCUUAAGGAAGGAGACGAAUGUUUUCCAAAAGAAGAGGAUGGAACCUUUAGCUUAACGGAUGUAGAUUACGUAGACACAUGGAAGGUAUUAGAGUCACUGGUAGACGAAGGUUCCGUCAGGUAUAUAGGUGUGUCCAACUUCAACUGUGCUCAACUUCAGAGGUUACUUGAAUCUCCGGGGCUACGGUACCGGCCAGUGUGUAACCAGGUAGAGGUUUCACCUUACUAUGUCAACGAGAAACUAGUCCAAUUUUGCCAAAGACGAGACACACCAGUAGUAGCAUAUGCACCUCUCGGAGCACCGGCAAGACCAUGGGUACAAAAAGAUGAACCUUCACUUCUCCAGGAACCGGUUAUAGCAAAAAUUGGCAAAUUCCAUAGACGAACACCGGGUCAGAUCGCCCUACGGUGGGGAGUCCAGAGAGGGUACGCUGUCAUACCAAAGAGCUCGAAUCCGAAAAGAUUAAAAGAAAAUUUAAACUUAUUUGACUUUUCGCUUACUGCCAGAGAAAUGGAGCAAAUCUCAGCACUGAACAAAAACCAGAAAGCAUAUGGAUUUGAAGGUGCCAGAAAAAGUCAAAACUACCCAUUCAACGAGCCAACCCAUAUCGAAGAAGGCGGUGCAGCAAUCAUGUAGAACAGGGAAACAUGAUAACAUUAUGUCUAUAUUGGCAUGCCUAUUGUAGGUUGCAUGUAACGAUAUUCCAAGGGCUAGCUUUCUUAUUGGUUUCGCUUACAACUGUUGAUGGUGAACAUUUAGUCAAUGUUUCUGGUUACAACGAUCUGACAACUAAACCAACCAACCAACUGAACUGUUCAGUAACCUGAGUAUGCAACGGUCAUGUCUUCUGUUUAAAAUAAUUGCAUUUCCGUAUGGUAUUUAAAUGCAACGCUACGUUUAUGUCUUUUUCCACCCACUGACGGUAACAAUUCAUUUAGAUGAAAACUUUCCGACCCGCUAACAUAUUUUCAAAGCCUUGGAAAUCGUAGCAUAAAUAAGACGUAGUUCAUAAGUAACGAUGCCCUAGUGGCUACUUAGAUUCGGAAUAAACAAUUUCACUGUUGUGAUUCUUCGCCGAGUACCGAGUUCAAGAUCAAGUUAUUGUCUUGAAAUACAUUGGUGUUUGCCUUGAUAUCAUCGCCACAUUGGAGCACUGUGUACUUUUCAAAUGUGUAAAAGUAGGAUUGUUAAAUGUUUCUUAGUAAUUAAAUCCUCUGAAAACCACAGAAAGAUGCACUUGCUUAGAAAAUGAAAACGCUUACCCAACUUCCACAUAUUUCGGCAUCAUCAAAAGAAUUUUCUUACAACUUGAUAAAUGGAAUAAUUCCAAUACAUUUAUUUAUAAAACCGUUCUUAUGCUAAAACUCAAUUCUGUGCUUAAACCAACUUUCUUGUAACAUAUCAAUAUCUCACGAUGGGUUCAAGUCAACAAAUAUACACAUAACUAUAAGUUUAAGCUAAUUACCCACAACAUAUAUUUCAAGUUAAAUAACUUAACCACUUAAAAUUAAGAAUCGGGUUCCGGAACAGAAUCGGGAGUUUUAGUAUGAGAACGGUUUUAUGAAUACUUUCGAGACCAACGGAAACAAACGGAGCACUGUUUAAACCAAAAACCAUUUUUCUUAAUGUUUACACAUUGCGAAAUGUUUUAGACACUAUUUAACACAAACUCAAAUACAACUUAAAGGAAACACAUUUUUCUUGUAGGAAACCAUCGCAUUAACAUUUUAUCCUUACGCUUUAGCAAAUUAUUGAGUCAAUGGACAGUGUGUUACCUUGAUUUCCGUGGAUUCUACUGUCCGGUGAUAGAUAUCCGGUGAGGAUUCAAUACGGCUUACAAGUUUCAUGUGUAAGCAGAAUAGCUAACUUCUCAUCGUGUUUUAUUUAUACAUGUUUUAAACAUUGUGAUCAUUUCCUAUUACGUUCGUAUCAUUACGACAUUCAAAUAAAAAUAUAUUUAUCA